Molecule: messenger RNA, 3214 nt
Organism: Erigeron canadensis
Lineage: Eukaryota; Viridiplantae; Streptophyta; Magnoliopsida; Asterales; Asteraceae
Product: calmodulin-binding transcription activator 5-like
Exons: 13
Coding region: 138-2807 (889 amino acids)
Biological process (GO): regulation of transcription by RNA polymerase II
Cellular component (GO): nucleus
Molecular function (GO): transcription coregulator activity; double-stranded DNA binding; protein binding
Source: RefSeq, a predicted model, not a curated record
CUAAAAAAAAAAUUAAAAAAAAUCACUUCUCACUACUUUGGAUGCUGUUGUAGCUUUUCUCUCUGUGUCCGUACAUAUUCUGAUCAUUUAAGUUUGCAGCUAUUUUUACUGAUUUUUGUAUCUGGGUUUUCUUGAAAAUGGAAGCUGCUGCACAAUCACCACUUGUUGGUUCCGAAAUUCAUGGCUUUUAUACUAUGCAAGAUUUAGAUGUGCCCACCAUGUUUGAGGAAGCCAAAACAAGAUGGCUCCGGCCAAAUGAGAUCCAUGCGAUGCUUUGUAACCAUAAGUAUUUCCCCAUUCAUGUGAAGCCGAUGAAUAAGCCAAAAAGUGGCACCAUCGUCCUAUUUGACCGUAAGAUGCUCAGAAAUUUCCGAAGGGAUGGCCAUAAUUGGAAAAAGAAGAAUGAUGGAAAAACUGUCAAAGAAGCUCAUGAGCAUUUGAAAGUUGGUAACGACGAAAGGAUUCAUGUGUAUUAUGCACAUGGUGAUGGUGACUCAACCCUUGUUCGCAGAUGUUACUGGCUUCUUGAUAAGAAACUGGAACAUAUUGUUCUUGUUCAUUAUCGUGACACUCAGGAGUUACAAGGCUCCCCGACUAUUGAAUCAAACUCUAGCUCAGACCUCCCCAAUCCAUAUAAUUUGUCAGAAGAAAAUGAUGGGGUUGAUCAGAGUUAUUAUGCUGAGCCUCAUGGGACUAUAAUAAAUUAUCAGAUGAGACUUCAUGAACUUAACACGCUUGAAUGGGAUGAGCUUGUGGUACCAGCUGACACCAACAAGUUAGUCAUACCUGAAGGAGGAAACAUAUCAUACUUUGAUCAAGAUGACCAAUGUGAACUAAAAGGACUUGUAGAUACUAUGUUACAUGGAAAUGGUACUAGCUUACAGAAUAACUCUACCUUUGUGCAUGAAUUAUCAACGGAUCGUCAAUCUGCAAAUUUACAGUUGGACCCCGGGCUCCUAAAUGGUAGCAUUAGUGUUUUAGACAAUGUGGGAAAUGAUGGUUUGAAGAAUCAAGAUAGUUUUGGAAGAUGGAUGAACUAUGCCUUGACCGAUUCUUCUGUGAUAGUUGAUCCAGCUCUGACCCCAGAGCCAACUGGUUAUGAUCAUCAGUCACAUUCCUUGGAGCAAAUAUUCACUAUAACUGAAGUGUCGCCUUCAUGGGCUUCAUCAAGUGAAGAUACAAAGAUCUUAGUUGUUGGAGUAUUUCAUCAAGAGAAGCUACGCUUGGCUAACUCCAACUUGUUUUGUGUCUGUGGAGAUGUUUCUGUUCCUAUUGAAGUCAUCCAACCUGGUGUACUCCGGUGUCUUGUUUCUCCUCACAGCCCAGGAAUAGUCAACCUUUUCAUUAGUUUUGAUGGCCAGAAACCUAUAAGUCAGCUUAUUGCAUUCGAAUACCGUGCUCCAUCUGUGCAAACUGUAACAGUUUCUUCUGAAGAAAAGUCUGACUGGGAAGAUUUCCAAGUUACAAUGAGAUUGGGGCAUUUGCUAUUUUCUACAUCUAGGAGCCUUAAUAUCUUAUCCAAUAAAGUACCGCCAAAGACCCUAAAAGAAGCCAAAAUAUUUUCCCACAAAACCCGAUCCAUUGUUGAUAGGUGGGAUUUUCUGAUAAGUUCAAUCACAGGGAAAAAAAUAUCUUUCCCACAGGCCAAAAAUAGCUUAUUGGAGCUAACAUUAGAGAACAGACUACUUGAAUGGCUGUUGGAAAGAAUACUAGAGGGAGGUAAGAUCCCGGAACAUGAUGAUGAAGGUCAAGGAGUAAUUCAUUUGUGUGCCAUAUUAGAUUACACUUGGGCUAUAUUUCCAUACUCAUGGUCAGGCUUAUCAAUCGAUUUUCGGGACAAAUUUGGAUGGACGGCUCUUCAUUGGGCAGCUCAUUUAGGGAGGCAAAAGUUCGUCGCGUCUCUUCUAUCUGCAGGGGCAAAUCCAACUUUGGUGACUCACCCCACUUCAGAAAACCCUGGUGGCUGCACUCCUGCUGAUCUGGCAUCGAAGAGUGGUUACGAGGGGUUGGCUGCUUUUCUUGCAGAAAAAGCAUUGUUAGCGCACUUUCAAGCAAUGACGAUAGCUGGAAAUGUUAGUGGCUCAUUGCAGUGCACUAUCCCGACUGAUGAUGAUUCUAUCUCAAAUGUUCCUGGGACUAAUAUCAGUGAAGAAGACCAAUAUUUAAAGGAUACCCUGUCAGCUUAUAGGCGAGCUGCUGAUGCUGCUGCCCGUAUACAGGCUGCAUUUAGGGAGCAGUCAUUUAAAUUGAAGUCAAAAGCUGCGGAGUUUGACAAUACAGAAGAGGAAGCACGAUGUAUAAUAGCGGCUAUGAGGAUUCAGCAUGCUUUUCGCAAGCAUGAGACAAAGAAACAAAUGAAAGCUGCUGUACAUAUACAACAUAGGUUUCGUACUUGGAAAAUAAGAAAAGAUUUUCUGAAUAAGCGACGUCAAGCAAUAAAAAUUCAAGCAUAUUUCCGUGGUUUUCAAGUACGGAGGCAGUAUAAGAAGAUAGUAUGGUCGGUAGGAGUGUUGGAGAAAGCAAUUAUUCGUUGGCGCCUUAAACGAAAAGGUUUUCGAGGUCUCCAAGUCGCCCCAAAUAAUGAUGAUGGGGAAGAUGAGAAGGAAGGAAGCAUUGCUGAUGAAAGCUUCUUCCAGGCCAGUAGGAAGCAAGCCGAAGAGCGUGUGGAGAGAUCAAUUGUUCGGGUCCAAGCCAUGUUUAGAUCAAAAAGAGCUCAAGAAGAAUAUAGAAAGAUGAAGCUCGCACUUAGCCAAGCAUCGCUGGAGUAUGGAGAGCUUGAUAAUCCUGCUACAAACAUGGAACGAUAGAAGUCAUAAUGCUCUGAUAUGACAUGAUCGUGUUUCAGACAGUUGUAAAUCUUGUAAAUGCCUAGAUUAAGGUAGGUAUUUUCAGAUUUCAACUAUUGGUUUUAUCGACUUUUUAGUGGAACCAGUAGUUACUAAUCUGAAAGAGGGAUUCAUAUUAGUGUGAAUGGGAGAUUGUAAUUGGAAGUCUGAAAAUGGCCAUUAAACUAGCUGUCCUUGUAAUCAUAUACAUGGACAUAAAUGGCAAGAUUGUAACCAUAUUUGGUCUCUUAGCUUCAAGCCGAGUUCAAAUAAACAUCUACGUUUACCUCGGGCAAGAGAGUAAGUGUCGGCUGAAGAACAAUAUCCAGUUCAGGGAAGGACCUGUAUGUAUUUAUGCAUGUUAUAUGAAGUAUUACAAGUUUUUAGCA